AACAUCCGUUCCCGGCGGCGCAGCUCUUCACCGAGUGCUCCUAGUCGAACUUUGCCUGUUGCGGCGGCCGCUGCCAUGUCUGCCUCUACGAACACCUCGUCUGCUGCUGCUCGCCUCGCUCUCGUGACUGGAGGUGGAAGCGGCAUCGGGAAAAGCGUCUGCCAUGCUCUCGCCAGCGAGGGUACUCACGUCAUCGUGGCAGACCUCAAUCUGGACGCCGCGACCGCCACUGCCUCAUCUCUGCUAGGCAGCCAGCAACAUCAUGCCUUUAAGGUGGACGUCGGGUGCUCCGCAUCGGUGAAGUCGCUCUUCCGAGACAUCCAGAAGACCUUUGCCCGCCCGCCAAACGUAGUCGUCAACUGUGCCGGAAUAGCCAUCCCAGCAACAGCUGUCGUCGACACCACCGGGGAGGACUUCGAUCAGGUCAUUCGAGUCAACCUGAAGGGGAGCUUCCUGGUGACCCAAGCGGCUGGUCGAGCCAUGAUUGCCGACAAAGUUACCGACGGCGCCAUCGUGAACAUGUCAAGCAUGAUGGCAAAAAUAAUCCACAAUGGCGAGUGCGCGUACUCGGCCUCCAAGGCAGGAAUCGUGGCGCUUACCAAAGUGGCAGCGAAGGAGCUGGCUUCCCACGGCGUUCGUGUCAACGUCGUUCUACCCAGUCUUAUUACAACGCCAUUGUCCUCCUCGUGCAACACUUCAGAGUUUCUGUCCCAGGUCUCGGCCCGCAUUCCCCUAGGAAGGGCCGGUCUUCCAGAAGAGGUGGCCGAAGCCGUUAAGUUUCUCUGCAGCUCCCGAAGCAGCUUUAUGACUGGCUCGGCCGUUGAUGUUUCUGGCGGCGUGUGAAUCGUGAUUCAGGCGGCUUCGGUGGUGAUCUUCAGAGCGAUCGAAACGACAGCAAAGGCAAAGUCACCGGGACAAGAGUGCGCUGGACACAAUGUGGCAACAAUUAAAGAUGUAGUUUUGUGACGCAGUCAUCA
Ixodes scapularis (black-legged tick) is the source of this 977-nucleotide messenger RNA. Its product is annotated as estradiol 17-beta-dehydrogenase 8. Gene Ontology annotation, molecular function: oxidoreductase activity, acting on the CH-OH group of donors, NAD or NADP as acceptor. The record is from RefSeq and is a predicted model, not a curated record. The coding region runs from base 76 to 843 and encodes 255 amino acids. The transcript is spliced from 3 exons. Lineage: Eukaryota; Metazoa; Arthropoda; Arachnida; Ixodida; Ixodidae.